Molecule: messenger RNA, 525 nt
Organism: Lactuca saligna
Lineage: Eukaryota; Viridiplantae; Streptophyta; Magnoliopsida; Asterales; Asteraceae
Source: the annotation of a GenBank genome assembly
AUGAAUGACGGAAACGACGACAUGGAUCAAAUGACGCCGACGCCUGAAGCCAUGAACAUCAUCGUCUUCAUCUUACCUUCAGCUUCGUUACGUGCUCAAUCAGUAACAGUUUUCCAAAUCGCCAUGACUACCAUGAAGCAAUCAGUUACAGAAGAUCUCCGAAAAGAUAAUGAUCAGAAAACGCCGACGAUGUUCAAGGUGUUUGAAGAGUUUGAAACCGAUGGGCAGAGUUACGAAUCAUCUUCAGAGGAUAUGGAAACCUACUCUCCGAAGUCGGUGGUCAAAAAGCUCAGGAAGUGGCCGGCGACGGUGAAGGACAUCAACGUUGACGCUUUCAGCCGUCGUGUUCGUAACCAGAUUGAGAGGAUUCGAGCGGAGGAUUCACAUCUAGGAGAAGAUAUCGGUGAAUGUUUGAUCGCUAAGGUUUCUGUUUCUGUUCAUGAUCUGGUGGAUGUUGUGAUUUUCUCCCGUCCUGCUUCGCCUCUAAGCGGGAAGAUUCCGGCGAGGAUCAAUAUGGUUCAGUGA